CACGCCCCCCCCCCCCCCCCCCAUCUCGCCAGCUCACUCUCUCUCACACAAACUAUUAUUAUUCACCACAUACUGUACUCUAUCACAAUGCUCACAGAACCACCACUACUAACUACUGCCCCUCCCCCUCCCUCACUCACUGACCCUAUCCUCAUCAUAGGCGGCGCUGGCACCUUCGGCCUCUCAACAGCCUGGCACCUCGCUCAACGGGGUUACGCAAACAUAACCUGUCUCGACAGGUUCCCCUUUCCCUCAAAGGACUCGGCCGGAUAUGACUGCAACAAGAUGGCCAGGAGCGAGUAUAACCCCGACUCGACAACAAAGCCCGACCAGGUCAUACACAGGCUCUCGCAGGAGGCCUUGAAGGCUUGGCGGGAGAACCACCUCUUGAGGGGGACGUUUCAUGAGACGGGGAGGAUCUCCAUUGCUUCUUCCACUGAAAAUUAUGAGGAGUUGCGUGAAUAUUACACGGAAUUACAGGCCGGUCCACGAGCAAAGGACGUUAAAUGGUUCGACUCGCCCGCAGAACUCAAACAGUUUGCGCCGUACCUCACCGGCGAGCUUGCAAACGCAAAAGCCGUCUUCAACCCCGAAGGCGGCUGGGUCUACGCAAAGGAAGCUAUGCAGAGAGUCGGAGAAGAAUGUAAACGUUUGGGAGUCAAAUUCGUCUCCGGCGGCGCUGGCACCGUCCGUGAGUUCAUCUUUGCCUCCUCCCAAAUCGACAAUGACGACGACGACGACAAGACAUCACCCCCCAACUCCUCCCGCAUCAUCGGCGUCCGCUGCCAGGACGGCACAACCCACCCCGCCGCCCACACCAUCCUCGCCGCCGGCGCCUGGUCCCCCACCCUCCUCUCCCUCCAAUCCCAACUCAUCUCCAAAUGUUGGACCCUCGCGCACAUCCCCAUCACCAACCCCACCGAACGCGCCCUCCUAAAAGACAUCCCGGUGAUUCUCGACCUCGAAAAGGGGUUCUUCUUUGAACCGGAAACGGCCACGGGGCUGGUCAAGAUAUGCAAUGAGUUUCCGGGGUUCACGCGGUGGGUCGACGAUAUGAGUGUCCCGGACGCGGCCGGGGUGCUCCAUAAACAACGGAUUUCGGUUCCCCGGGGCCACGGCUCGCAUCCAACGGACGGGAUCCCCACCCGCUCCACGCAAGAGAUCCACGACCUGCUGCGGCUCCUCAAACCCGAAUGGGCCGACCCGGAAACGUAUCCGUUGCAGGACGUCAAAAUGUGCUGGUGUACAGAUACACCCGACCGCGAGUUCCUGGUUUGCUCCCACCCACACAUCUCGUCGUUGACGCUCGCGACCGGGGCCAGCGGCCACGGGUUCAAGAUGCUGCCGACGAUUGGGGACUAUGUGGCCGAUCUGGUGGAGGGGAGGAGGUUGGAGGCGGCGUUGGAGUCGGCCUGGAGGUGGAGGCCGGAUGCGGGGGAGAGGCCGGGGGAUGGGACGAGGCCCGGGGCCGGGGGGGAUUUGGGGGAUGUGGGUGGCUGGAGGAGGGGCGAAGAUGAGAGGGCGAGGGGUUGAUUGAAGACAAAGUGCACUUUACGUCCCCCCCCCCCCCCCCGAUGGAUGUUGCAUACAUGUAGAGUAGGUAAAUCAUAUAGAAAGUCGGCAACAGACGAGUUUGCGGACUAGCUUCGGCAUCCGAUAGCAUGAAUCAUUUUCCCUCAUUUUUUCCUGUUUCGAUUCUUCUGCUUCUCAUCCGGUCGAUGUCUCAUACUGUAUAUGUGUGUGUGGGUGUUUCUCCUCCCGCAGCCCAACAUUCACACGGGUUUGCUCGGGCUACACUAGGUGUUGCAGCGGU
Molecule: messenger RNA, 1813 nt
Organism: Fimicolochytrium jonesii
Lineage: Eukaryota; Fungi; Chytridiomycota; Chytridiomycetes; Spizellomycetales; Powellomycetaceae
Product: oxygen oxidoreductase
Exons: 2
Coding region: 88-1533 (481 amino acids)
Molecular function (GO): flavin adenine dinucleotide binding; sarcosine oxidase activity; saccharopine oxidase activity
Source: RefSeq, a predicted model, not a curated record